AUGCUGUUCCUGAAUUUCCUAAUCCUCUGCGCCAUCCACUUCUUCAUCAUGCUGAAGCACACGGCAUUUGCUAAAAAUGUGAAUUUCCAUAAUGUGAGACCGCCUGCAGAUUCUACCCCAUUUCCAAACAGCUUCAAGUGCUUUACAUGUGAGAAAUCCAGUGACAAUUACAACUGCAACAGAUGGGCGGAGGACAAGUGGUGUCCACCAAAUACACAUUACUGUAAAACAGUGCACCACUUCACAAGCCAUGGCAAAAGUAAAUGCGUCACCAAAAAAUGUGCCACACGGGAAGAGUGUCACAAUGUGGGAUGUCACCAUCAUUGGGACUCUGGACAUACGGAAUGCAUUUCCUGUUGUGAUGGUAUGAUCUGCAAUGUGGAUGUUCCAACAAACCAUACAAAUGCCAUCUUUAAUGUCCUGCGCUCUCAUCGGAAAUCAGAUGCCCACAGGGUGACAGCACUCAUACCUACCAUGCUAUUGGCCAUAUGGAUCCUCCUCAUCCUUUAGCACCAUGUUUGUUGGUGUCAUGAAACUAACUUUUGUUUAUCAUGAAUGGGAGGCCUUCUACAGGCAUUUCUGGAAUCACAGAUGAAUUAUCUGUAGUAAGUUAUUGAAAGGACAGUAAAGGACUCUUGCCUGAAGGCAGAAAUAUGGCAAAAACGUCAUAGACAGCAUUGGACUGUGAAUAAGUGAGCUCUUAAUGUAUUUUCCUUAUAGUAAAGUAUACUUGUAUAUGUCGCUGAUUUCCAUGUUGUAUGGAAACGUAUUUGAUGCAACGCCUGGUGUUUUAAUCCAGGGAUAAAGACAAUCAACUGUGCUACUUUAGAAGACGAGAAUUUGUUAUUUUAGUGUCUGUGAUUGCUGCAAAGCCAAACCACAAGUAAUCCUCGUCUUUGCUUGACG
This is a messenger RNA of Nanorana parkeri, 906 nucleotides long. It is a transcript of the gene LYPD6B, whose product is annotated as LY6/PLAUR domain containing 6B. The record is from RefSeq and is a predicted model, not a curated record. Lineage: Eukaryota; Metazoa; Chordata; Amphibia; Anura; Dicroglossidae. Gene Ontology annotation, molecular function: acetylcholine receptor regulator activity. The transcript is spliced from 4 exons. Bases 1 to 510 code for a protein of 169 amino acids.